CUUGCACUCCCGUCGUCGGGCAUACCAUUCAUUGUUCCUGCGGCUGUCAUCUCCCACGCCUCUCGAGCUUAUGGCGAAAUCGAUUCGCGAGAAAGUCCAGGCUCUCCGCGUCGCCACCGACGAUGCGAGAGACCAAGCUGACGAAUCAAAAAGGCUCCUCAGGGAGGUACUAGACCGUGAGCACGAACUCGAGAACAAGAAAAAGCAACUGCAACGCAAACUCAAGCUAACAGAAGACGACCUUGAUCGCAUCGAGUCGAGCAGCGACGACAAAAUCGAGCGACUCGAGAGAGACCUGGAGAACGCAAAGCGACGCGCAACAGAAUCUGAGGCGAGGGCGGAAGAGCUCGAAGCCGAAAUCGACGAGAUGGAAGCACAGCUAGCGAAGGACAAGUGCGAGUACGAUGAGGUGAAGCAGGAUUUCGAAGAGACAUUGCAAGAACUGAACGCUCUAUAGGGACAUAGUGUAGUCGCUUGCGAGCUUGUGCUGCAUGUUUCUGUUUGACACGUAAGUGUGUAUUACUACUGUUUCUGUCCUCGAAUCGGCUUGUGCUGUUGGACUUUUGGACACUAAUUUUUGUAGCUGUUAGCGAGCUGCGAUGAAUGGAGAGCGCGUGGAAUGCGACGCCGGACGACUUCCGGUUUUGUGGAUCUGU
Molecule: messenger RNA, 656 nt
Organism: Corticium candelabrum
Lineage: Eukaryota; Metazoa; Porifera; Homoscleromorpha; Homosclerophorida; Plakinidae
Product: tropomyosin alpha-1 chain-like
Exons: 1
Coding region: 71-457 (128 amino acids)
Source: RefSeq, a predicted model, not a curated record